GCCACCCAGGCAGAGCUCUUGCCCUCGGCCGCAGGACGUGUGCUGGGCGGGGGGCAGCGGCGUCGGGCCGCGGCUUUCCAUCCGUGUUUGCUUUCCGGGCGUGGGUGCUGAGCACGGCGGACUGGAAAAAUGAGUAAUGCCACACGUGCUGUGCCCUCUCCCGUGGCACCUGGCACGCCGGGGCCUGGCACAGCAGCCAGGCUGGCCUCAGCCCCACCAUUCUCAGCUGUUGCCCUGCUUACGGCUGCCCACAACAACUCCCAGGAGGGCCAGCAGCUUUUCCUGACCACGACAGCAGCACAGGUCAUCUCUGGCAUCUUCGUGUGGACAGCACUCAUCAUCACCUUCCACCAGAUCUACACACACCUGAGGAAUUACACCAUCCCCAAGGAGCAGCGCUACAUCAUCCGCAUCCUCUUCAUCGUGCCUGUCUACGCCUUCGACUCCUGGCUCAGCCUCCUCCUCCUCGGCAGCCACCAGUACUACGUCUACUUCGACUCGGUGCGGGACUGCUAUGAAGUGCCAGGUUGGAUGAGGAAACACCUGAGCAGGAAGAAAUUUGAGAUGAAACAACCCCCUCCAGGACUUCCAUCAGUCCUGUUGAUCCUGUCUGCCCUUGCCUUGGCAGCUUUUGUGAUUUACAGCUUCCUGAGCCUGUGCUUUGAGUACCUCGGAGGGGAGAGCACCAUCAUGACAGAGAUCCGAGGGAAGCCCAUUGCGUCCAGCUGCUUUUAUGGGACCUGCUGCCUUCAGGGUAUGUCCUACUCUAUUGGGUUCCUGCGCUUCUGCAAGCAGGCCACGCUGCAGUUCUGCAUUGUGAAACCCCUCAUGGCAAUUGUCACCAUCAUCCUGCAGGCAUUUGGGAAGUACCACGAUGGAGACUUCAAUGUCCACAGUGGAUACCUCUACAUCACCAUCAUCUACAACUUCUCUGUCAGCCUGGCCCUUUACGCCCUUUUCCUCUUCUACUUCGCCACCAUGGACCUGCUGCGCCCAUUUGAGCCAGUCCUUAAGUUCAUCACCAUCAAGGCUGUCAUCUUCCUCUCCUUCUGGCAAGGGACACUGCUGGCAAUCCUGGAGAAAUGUGGGGUGAUCCCUGAAGUUCAGAUCAUCGAUGGGAAGGAGGUGGGAGCUGGGACAGUGGCUGCUGGCUACCAGAACUUCAUCAUCUGCAUUGAAAUGUUCUUCGCUUCCAUUGCCCUGCGCUACGCAUUCACCUGCCACGUGUAUAGGGAGAAGAAAGAAAACUCAACAGCAAACCUUGCCCCGAUGCAGAGCAUCUCAAGUGGGCUGAAGGAGACCAUCAGCCCCCAGGACAUCGUGCAGGAUGCCAUCCACAACUUCUCACCCACAUACCAGCACUACACCCAGCAGUCCAUGCAGGAGGCAGAGCGCAAAGCACCGGGGGACAACGGGCACGUGGCCUCCAAGAUAGAUGGACAGAGCAGCAGGAAGAGCAAAAACAUUGAAAAGAGAAUGCUAAUCCUGUCAGAUGAGGAGCUGUAGGAGGUAUCAGAAGAGACACUGACACUGAAGAGGUUUUAACCCAUGCAGAGGAGAGGUGUCUUGAGGCUGAGACAGCCUGGGCUAAUCAGAAUACUGAGAAGCCAGGAACUCUAUCCAAAAAGCCAGUCUCUCAAAGGGAAGAUGCAAUAACCCAGAAAAGGUUAAGUGAAAUAGUGCCAGCUUCUGCUGUCAUGGAUGAAGCUGUGUUGGACCCUGUGAUGCAGCCUGGGCUUUGCUGCCCCACUGCUGCUGUCUCUCUGCCAGCCCUGUGCCAAUGCUGGGGGAUGCCAGGCAGGGAGGGGAGCUGGGGUGCAGGACAGACCCGCCGCCCUUGCCCUACUCUUACCUCCAAGCAGUGCUGAGGCCUGAGAGAAAUGCUUUUCUCAGCACAGUUCUGCUCUAGUUUCUCCCAAUUUGAGUAAAAAAUGAUCUCCAAGGGCUCCAUGGAGAAAACCAGCCCAGGAAGGUGACUUCGCUUCACCUCAAAACCCGGUAAAGGUUGAAAGACGUCAUUCCUUAUUUUUACAUCUUUCCCCCUCUCCUUCUCACAGCAAAGCUUAUAGAGAUGUGUGAAAGACCUUCACCGUGGAGAAAGAGUAAGUCAUCCUCUUCUCCCUCCAGAUGUGGAUGCAGCUGUCCAAGUAACUCCCCUGAGAGUGUGGCAGGACCUCACUGGGACUAACCAGAGGUCUGCAGCUGCGUUUCUGAGAGCUGCCAGUGACAGAAGUGCUUGUUUAUGUCUAAACCAGCUUAUCUCUGAAUGGAUCAGAAGUUAAAAGGGAUUCCAGCUUCCUUAUCAGAAUCUUUAUUAGGGAACCAGACUGUGACUGGUGGCGGUAGGAAUUCACUUACUGGGAACUGUCUGUUCCUCCUAACCCUUCACUAUUCCCCAUCCCUGGGCUUUGCCUGACCUGUGAGAAGGCAAGCAGGAGCUGAGGCCAGCUGGGUGACCAUGGUGAGGAUAGAGAGGUGCUGAGCGAUGUUGCCACGUGGGGCAAGACCAUAGGCAAGGGAAGACUGUGUAUGUAGGGAUGCUCUUUGGUUUUAGUCUAAUUUCUAUUCUCUUGUUUAUGAGAUGAUCCCUGGGAAUGAACUUAGGCACUGGUUGGGUAGUUGUCUGGGAUGGUAGCUGGCUAGUGGAAGGAUGAAGGCAAAUCUAUAGCCUCAUAUUUGAGGUCAUGUGGCAAACAAACCAAUGGAUAAGUCUUGGAGCCCUUUUAAACACAACUCAUAGAAUUUGGAUCUUUUUUUUCCCUGUUCUGAAGCUGCAAAAUGUAAAUCACAACACAAAAUUAUUUAUUUUUUUUUCUAAUAAACAGCAAUUUCUAGCACCAA
Molecule: messenger RNA, 2841 nt
Organism: Haemorhous mexicanus (house finch)
Lineage: Eukaryota; Metazoa; Chordata; Aves; Passeriformes; Fringillidae
Gene: TMEM184A
Product: transmembrane protein 184A
Exons: 9
Coding region: 130-1506 (458 amino acids)
Biological process (GO): transport
Cellular component (GO): early endosome membrane
Molecular function (GO): transporter activity
Source: RefSeq, a predicted model, not a curated record